UUUUGACAGGUGCAGCUGCAAAGCAGGCAGACGCACAGCCUGGAAGGACUUUGGGGGAUCUUGACCUCUAAGGGGUGCCGAGAGAGGGGAGCAAAGCAGAAAAAGAGACCGAAAGCUCGAGCGAGUGGGGGAACUGUGUAAAUUGUAAGGGAGAGAAUAGGCACAGAGGAAAAGGGCUUCGCAGAACAAGGCAACAUGACGACUCAGAUGGAAACGCACAUGCAAUACAACCAUUGCUACAUGAUGACCGAAGACUACAUGGCACAGGAGGAAGACUGGGAUCGGGACUUACUGCUUGACCCAGCCUGGGAAAAGCAACAGCGAAAGACAUUUACAGCUUGGUGCAAUUCCCACUUGCGGAAGGCUGGGACACAGAUUGAGAAUAUUGAAGACGACUUCCGGAAUGGCCUUAAACUCAUGCUCUUAUUAGAGGUGAUUUCAGGUGAGCGGUUGCCAAAGCCAGACAAGGGCAAGAUGCGUUUCCACAAAAUUGCCAACGUCAACAAGGCUCUGGACUUCAUUUCCAGUAAGGGGGUCAAACUGGUAUCCAUUGGAGCUGAGGAAAUUGUGGACGGAAACCUGAAGAUGACUCUGGGUAUGAUCUGGACAAUCAUCCUCCGAUUCGCUAUCCAGGACAUCUCAGUGGAAGAAACUUCGGCCAAGGAGGGGCUGCUGCUGUGGUGCCAAAGGAAGACGGCUCCCUACCGGAACGUCAAUGUGCAGAACUUCCACAUUAGCUGGAAGGAUGGCCUGGCACUCUGCGCCCUGAUCCAUCGGCACCGUCCCGACCUCAUUGACUACGCCAAGCUGAGAAAGGAUGAUCCCAUUGGGAACCUCAAUACAGCUUUUGAGGUGGCCGAGAAAUAUCUGGAUAUCCCCAAGAUGCUGGAUGCGGAAGAUAUUGUCAACACCCCCAAACCAGAUGAGAAAGCCAUCAUGACAUAUGUUUCUUGUUUCUAUCAUGCUUUUGCUGGUGCGGAGCAGGCUGAGACAGCAGCCAAUAGGAUCUGCAAAGUGCUGGCUGUCAAUCAAGAGAAUGAGAAACUGAUGCAGGAGUAUGAAAAGCUGGCCAGUGAGCUGCUGGAAUGGAUCCGCCGCACCAUCCCAUGGCUGGAGAACCGGGUGCCGGAGAAGAACAUGGCCGCCAUGCAACGCAAGCUGGAGGACUUCCGGGACUACCGCCGCGUGCACAAACCUCCCCGCGUCCAGGAGAAAUGCCAGCUGGAGAUCAACUUCAACACCUUGCAAACCAAGCUGCGCCUCAGCAACCGUCCAGCCUUCAUGCCCUCCGAGGGGAAGAUGGUCUCUGACAUUGCCAAUGCCUGGAAAGGUCUGGAACAAGUUGAGAAAGGAUACGAAGAAUGGCUGCUGACGGAGAUCAGGCGCCUGGAGCGUCUGGACCACCUGGCUGAGAAGUUCAAGCAGAAGGCUAGUCUGCACGAGAAUUGGACCAGAGGGAAGGAAGAGAUGUUGUCCCAGAAGGACUACGAAUCAGCCACACUCUAUGAGAUCCGGGCACUGAUGCGCAAGCACGAGGCCUUUGAGAGUGACCUGGCCGCCCAUCAGGACCGCGUGGAGCAAAUUGCGGCCAUCGCUCAGGAGCUCAAUGAGCUGGACUACCACGAUGCAGCCUCCGUCAACUCCCGCUGCCAGGCCAUCUGUGACCAAUGGGAUACCUUGGGGACGCUCACCCAGAAGAGAAGGGAUGCCCUGGAGCGGGUGGAGAAGCUGCUGGAGACCAUCGAUCAGCUGUACCUGGAGUUUGCCAAGAGAGCCGCCCCAUUCAACAAUUGGAUGGACGGAGCCAUUGAGGAUCUCCAGGACAUGUUCAUCGUGCACAGCAUCGAGGAGAUCCAGAGCCUGAUCACAGCCCACGAGCAGUUCAAAGCCACCCUGCCAGAGGCCGACAAGGAGCGCAUGGCCAUCCUGGGCAUUCAGAACGAGAUCCAAAAGAUUGCUCAAACCUACGGCAUCAAGCUGUCGGGCCUGAACCCCUACACCACCCUUUCCCAUCACGACAUUGCCAACAAGUGGGACAAGGUGAAACAGCUGGUUCCACAUCGUGACCAGACCUUGCAGGAAGAACUGGCAAGACAGCAAGCCAAUGAGCGCCUGCGACGUCAAUUUGCUGCCCAGGCUAAUAUCAUUGGUCCCUGGAUCCAGACCAAGAUGGAGGAAAUUGGUCAUGUCUCCGUGGACAUAAGUGGACCCCUCGAGGACCAAAUGAACCAACUGAAACAGCACGAGCAAAAUAUUAUCAAUUACAAACUGAAUAUUGACAAGCUGGAGGGUGACCACCAGCUCAUCCAAGAAGCUCUCGUUUUCGACAACAAGCACACCAACUACACCAUGGAACACAUCCGCGUGGGCUGGGAGCAGCUCUUGACCACGAUUGCCCGCACCAUCAAUGAAGUCGAGAACCAGAUCCUGACCCGCGAUGCCAAAGGCAUCAGCCAAGAACAGAUGAACGAGUUCCGGGCUUCCUUCAACCAUUUCGACCGGAAACGAAAUGGCCUGAUGGACCCCGACGACUUCAGGGCCUGCUUGAUCUCCAUGGGAUACGACCUGGGAGAAGUGGAGUUUGCCCGUAUCAUGACCCUAGUGGAUCCCAACAACACGGGAGUGGUGACCUUCCAAGCCUUCAUCGACUUCAUGACCCGGGAGACAGCCGAGACCGACACGGCUGAACAGGUCAUUGCCUCCUUCAAGAUCCUGGCUUCAGACAAGAACUACAUCACAGUGGAAGAGCUGCGCCGGGAGCUGCCCCCAGAGCAGGCCGAGUACUGCAUCACCAGGAUGACCAAGUACAGCGGAGCCGAUGCCGUCACUGGCGCCUUGGACUAUGUCUCCUUCUCCAGCGCCUUGUACGGGGAGAGCGACCUGUGAUUCCCUCCCCACAAAAGGCAUGUGGGAGAAGAAUGACCCCCCCCUUCCGGGGAGCUAACACAAUUCGAGUGCUGUGCCCAGGGCACAGCCCCUUCCCCACAUGCCCCCUCCCCCAAAUGUUGGGCAAAAGGUAACGAGAACCUCCCUCUCCACCUAUGAGCCACAGCUGGUGGAACCAAGAGGGGGGUGGUCUUGGUCAGAAAACCGUCUCUGUCCUGUCCUGCUGCUGUCUCUCUUCUUUGCUCCUGAGUUAGUCAAGCCCUCCACCCCCCCAGGCUGUGCUCUGCCCUGCCUCCCACCCCACCAAGACCCUUCUGGGUUUCUCAGCCCCCAGGCAAUGUCCUGAAAGGCAGCCCUGGACGCUGCCCAGAUGAUCAUCGGGGCUGCCCCGAGGGGUUCCCAAGGAAGCAGGGCAGGGCCGGCAUGGAACAAAUGCUGUACCAAUAAACACCACACUCUGGAGGCCCA
Pantherophis guttatus is the source of this 3354-nucleotide messenger RNA. NCBI's taxonomy places the organism in Eukaryota, Metazoa, Chordata, Lepidosauria, Squamata, Colubridae. The record is from RefSeq and is a predicted model, not a curated record.